GUCUUUUAAUACUCCACAUAGAGCAAAACAAUUCAAGUUAUUUAGCUUCAAUGAAUAAGGAUUUUUAUGGAAGUUUGUUCCUUCAGCCACAUGAGUUCCUGCUCGGUGGUGUGAAUGAGGGAGGCAUGGCAGACCAUACCCCACCUCUGGAGUCCGGCCAGCUUCUCAGCCCUGAUCACCCCCUGCUGGGGUCCCCACCACCGCCUGCCAUGGUAAACGGAGAGGGCCCUCAACAGGUAAUCCUGGUGCAGGUCAACCCAGGGGAAGCCUUCACUAUCAGACGAGAGGAUGGUCAGUUUCAGUGUAUCACAGGUCCCGCUCAGGUUCCCAUGAUGUCCCCUAAUGGUUCAGUGCCUCCAAUCUAUGUGCCUCCUGGAUAUGUUUCACAGAUCAUCGAGGAGAACGGGGUGCGUCGGGUUCUGGUGUUGCCCCAGCAACCAGAGUUCCACCCCGGGGGUCACUCUCCCCUGCACCACCCCCCGCCUCCGCAGCAUGCCCACCUGCCUGCCUUCAUCCCCCACCCUGCCAUGAUGCCCCCGCCGCCCUACCUCCACACGGGCAUGGCCGGAGGAGUGGGGGACAUGGGCUCCCAGUACAUCUCCCAGUAUCACCCCGCACACAUCUACUCCGAGCAGGUCUCCACAGAUUCCCACCCCCAACACGGGCGUCCACAGUUUGUCCACCGGGACGACCGGAUGAGCAAAACCUACGAGCGCCUGCAGAAGAAGCUGAAGGAGCGACAGGGUGGAGGAGGAGGUGGGGGAGGAGGUGGUGGACCGUUGAAGGACAGCCCCCCGUCCUCGCCGCAGAAGAGCCGCGGCAGCACCCCCACCGCGGCUGAUAUCCAUAACGGAGUAGGGGGCAAGGGGCUGGAGUUUGACGCUGGGCUGGCCAGCGCCGGAGCUGGAGCCAACGGUCUGGGUGGGCGAGGCAUGAGCAACCAAUCAGAAGAACUGGAGCAAGAGGUCAAGGCCCUGCAGACUCUGUUGAGCACCAUCAGCAAACCAGUGGUGACAGACAUCCAUGCCAGGGGGGCGGUGUUGAGCUGGAGCGCCCCUGUCGGGACACCCGAUAGCCAGGAAGGAGGUGUGGAGGAGGUGCCAAGCCUUCCAGAGCCAAUCAACUACGAGGUGUCCAUUUCGUUCAGUGGCAAAGACGGGAAGUACAACACUAGCUACAGUGGUGAAGAACUAAGUGCAACUUUAGAGGACCUCCGACCAGCAACAGACUACCAUGUCAGGGUCCAGGCAGUGUGUAAGUGUGUCCACGGUGGCCACUCCGAGUCGGUCGCCUUCACCACGCUCACCUGUGAGCCGGAGCCCCCCAACGCCCCCAGGAAGGCCAGCGGGACCAAGAGUGCUCUCGUCCUUCAGUGGAAGGCGCCAUGUGACAACGGUUCCAAAAUCCAGAACUACAUUCUCCAGUGGGAUGAGGGUAAAGGCACCGGCGUGUACGAGCAGUGCUACUACGGGCUCCAGAAGCAGUACCGCGUCACCAAGCUCUCUCCUGCCUCUCGAUACUCAUUCCGCCUCGCCGCCAAGAACGACAUGGGCACCAGUGAGUACAGCGAGGUGGUGGACCUGUUCACCUCCUGCAGCGUACCCUGCCCCCCCCUGCCCCCCGAGCUGGUGAAGGCGGGGGUCACAUGGCUCUGCCUGCAGUGGCAGCGGCCCUGCUCCUCCCCCAAGGAGGACGACGUCUCCUACGUCCUGGAGAUGGAGGAGGAGGGCUCGGGCUAUGGCUUCCAGCCCAGCUACGACGGAGAAGACCUGUCGUGCACCGUCAAGAACCUGCAUCGCAGCACCAACUACAAGUUCAGGGUGGCAGCAUACAACACGGAGGGGAAGAGCAACCCUAGUCACGUGGCCGAGUUCACCACGAGUCCAGACCGGCCCGGCUGCCCCUGCAGACCCCUAAUCAGAGGCCGUGUGCUACCCAACAGCUUCAAGAUGGCCUGGGAACCUCCCAAAGACAACGGUGGAUCGGAAGUCACUAAAUACGUGGUUGAGCGGUCAGAGGGUUUGAGCGGGGUCUCCUGGGAGCUGGUGUACACGGGGCCAGCCCUGGAGUACGUGUGUGAGGGUCUGAAGCCCGGCUGUUCGUACCAGAGCAGGAUCUACUGCAUGAGCGAGGGGGGCCAGAGCCUGCUGUCGGAGACCCUGCAGGUCCAGACGCCCGCUGUCCCCCCAGGGCCCUGUCCGCCCCCCCGGCUGGUGGGCAAGGCCAAGGCCAGAGAGGUGCAGCUGCGCUGGGGCCCUCCCCAGGUGGACGGCGGCUGCCCCGUGUCCUGUUACAGCGUGGAGGUGAGCGGGCCGCUGGCCGAGGACAGCCGGGAGGCGUACCAAGGGGCGGAGCUGGACUGCACCGUGGGCAGCCUGCUGCCCGGCCGGACCUACAGCCUCCGCCUGAAGGCCGCCAACAGAGCCGGGUUCGGCCCCUUAUCGGAGUGCUGUGAGGUGACCACAGGUCCCGGGGCCCCGGAGCCCUGCAAGGCCCCCAGCACCGUCUGCAGGUCCCCCAGCUGUGUGGUGGUCAGCUGGGAGGUGCCCCUGGGGAACGGCGCCCCGGUGACAGAGUACCGCGUGGAGUGGGGUGCCGCGGAGGGAACCAUGACGGUGUCCUACUCUGGCCCCGCCCUCAGCACCGAGGUCAAGGGGCUGCUGCCCGCGACCAACUACUUCUGCCGGGUUCAGGCGGUGAACGUGGCGGGCGUGGGCCCCUUCAGCGACGCCGUGCGCUGCCAGACGCCCAGCUCGGUGCCCGCCGCCGUCACCAACGUGCACGCCCUCAAGGAGUCGGAGAUGCGAACGUACGAGGCGACGGCGCACGCACGCAAAGCCCGUCUGGGGGACGACGACGACGACGAAGACGAAGAGGAGCCGGAGGAGGAAGAGGAGGAUGAUGACGACGAGGAGGAGGCGGUGUCGUCGCGGCGGGCGACGCGGUACUCGCCGUCCACGUGCCUGGGCGUGCGGUGGGAGCCCCCGUGCGACCACGGCGCCCCCAUCACGUCCUACCUGAUCGACCUGGGGGACCGCCAGCCGCUAGCCGUGGGCCCCGUCACCCGGCACGUCCUGCAGAACCUGCAGCCCGACACCAGCUACCGGAUCCGGAUCCAGGCCCUGAACAGCCUGGGGGCGGGCCCCUUCAGCCACCCCUUCAAGCUGAAGACCAAGCCCCUCCCGCCGCCGCCGCCGCGCCUCGAGUGCACCGCCUUCAGCCACCAGACCCUGAGGCUCAAGUGGGGCGAGGGGCCCGGCAAGGCCAGCGCCUCGGACGCCCUCCAGUACCAGCUGCAGAUGGAGGACCGCAGCGGCCGGCUGGUGUCCCUGUACAAGGGGCCGUGCCACACCCAUAAGGUCCAGAGGCUUAACGAGUCUACCUCGUACACCUUCCGCAUCCAGGCCUUCAACGAGGCGGGCCAGGGCCCCUUCUCCAAUGUUUACACCUUCACCACCCCCCGCUCCCCCCCGGCGCCGGUCAGAGGCCCCCGAGUGGAGCACCUUGAAGACCACGCCUGUGAGGUCUCUUGGGAGGCCCUGCCCCCCAUGAAGGGAGACCCAAUCAUUUACACCCUGCAAAGCAUGCUGGGAAACUCUGACUUCAAACAGGCCUACAAGGGUCCCUCCACCAGCCACGUGCUGCACGGCCUGCAGCCCAGCAGCGACUACCGCUUCCGGGUGUGCGCCAUCCGGCAGUGCGCGGACGCCCCGGAGCUCAGCGGACCCUACAGCCCCACGGUCACCCUCUCCCCACCGCGCGGCGAGGCGCAGGGGGGCGGGGCCGGCGGCGGCGGCCUCGGCGCGGCGGGGGCGGGGCUCCGGGCGGGCGGCGCGGAGUCGGCGCGGCCACGGCGCAGCCUCAGCGACGAGCAGUGCGCCUUCCUCCUGCUGAUGGCGUUCGCCGUGAUCGCCAUCCUCAUCGCGUUCGUCAUCCAGUACUUUGUCAUCAAAUGAGCACUUUUCUCUCUCCGACCCCUCUCGCUCGCAAACACACAUACGUGCACGCAUACACGCACGCGCGCACACACACACACACACACACACACACACACGGUCACAGCUUUACUUUCUUUGUCGGUUAGUUCAUUGUUGAUUGUUUGAUAUCUGUGUUGUUUUGCGCACCCUCCACCCCCCCCCCCCCCCCCCCCGCCCCCCCACACACACACACACCCUACCCUCAUGGUUAAUUAUUCAUAAGAAGUAGAAAGAGGAUGGGACGGUUUCAGCUCCUUUCCAAUUGGCCGUCCUCGGGAGAGGGGAUCAUGAGAGAGCCGUGAUUGGCUGAAGGAGGGAGUGGGGCAGAGGGGGGGGGGGGGCAGCGGGUAGAUACUCUUACUCAUGUUCUUGUUGAUUACAGUAUCUGUAUAAACGUAUAUUUAUAGAAGUUAUUAUUUAUAUUUGCAUUUCUGUGUCCAGUAUAGAAGCGUUUCUGUUUUUUGGUUUGUUUCGUAGUUCCAGUAGGAGAAGAGAAUGUAGAUGUUCUGGUAGCCGGUGUGUUUAUGGAGGGACCUAGCAUGGCCAGUGUCUGCGCCAAGCGGUGCAAUCCGAUGCUUUCAGAGUGGUGACUCACCCCCCCCCCCCCCCCCCCCCCCCCCUCACUCCCUACCGCCGCGAAGAAAAACGCGGUUACACAGACGUGAUGAAUCAUGAAAUUGUUGUGCGCGCUAUAGAACAUUCAUUUAGCACUUUCCAAACUUUUUGAUGUUCAGAAUGUCUAAGGAUGCAAAAAUGACUGGAAGAUAUGUUAGUAUAUUUUUGUACAGCAAGACACAAAGUUUGACAGAGGAAAUUCUGGAUUAUGCUGGUUAUAAAGAUUAGGAAGAAAAAAAUAUAGGAAAAACCAAACUAACACAACUACUUGUGAUUAUUUUUUACUGUCUUAUGGUUGAACUGUAGCUUUGUUGCUAUGGACAUGCGGCUGCUUCACUAUGAAAUCAUGUUGUUCUGCACACAAAAUGGACGCUUUCACUUUCGGUUUAUUUUUCCUUUUCAGUUGGGGGUUUCCCAGCUAGCUGAUUUUGCACCUUAGUAAGAAAAAAAAUGAAAAAAAGACAACCCUUUGACUUGGCUGUGACUUGGUCUUGUGGCGCGUUUUUAAUCCAACACGCUUGUGCGAUUGUGCGAGCCCUUCUUGUGCUUUGGGUGUUUUUAAAGUCGCCGUACCACAGGGUGUGUCGGAGUCUGGAGAGGCAGCCAUUUUCAAAGGCUCCGGAGGGAGAAAAAUCAGGAUGAUAAAAAAAAAAAAAAAGCUAAAUAAAUCACAUCAACACGACGGCAUAGAAGCGUGUUCUGCUGUUUCUAUUUGUUUUUCUUAGUUCCUAUUUAUUUUAUUUUUUUUAGAAAAACACUAAAAGAGUGUUUUAUUCCACUUUAAUUUUUAUUAGUUAUCUUAAGGAAUUAAUUUGUUCAUAAUUUGAUAUUAGUUCAUAAUCAUGAGAUAAUUUUCUUCUCAAUCCUAGGUCUAUGUUUUACUUCUCUUUUUAUCUUGAUUUCUUCCGUCUGGUCAUAUAUGUGUGAAGUAUAUUUUUUUAUGAUAUUGAAGUAAUAUAAGUGAAUACUCUCCAGAGAAAAAUACAACAGGAAUGUGGAAACGCAAAGGCGGCAGAUUCAAAAACGUGUUAUCUCAUGUACUUCCCGUGAAUUUAAAUUUGCCUUCUUUCUCUCUGCGUGUUUGUGUGUUCGUAAAACAAGUUCUCUAGCGCUGCUGCGUCGGUCCUCUAGUCUGUUCUUGUGUUCUAGUGUUGGGUUGCGGGCAGGCCACUGUCCGUAUGAUAUACAGGUACCUUGCAAAAACGUCUUGGGGUAAUUACAUGAUUUGGUCUUUUCAGGCAUUUCGCAAAUGUCUUCUCUUUGUCCUUUAAAGAAUUCAAAUUCCUAUUUUUGAUAGUGAUUGCAACGUGUGCCAUUUUAACACCUCUUCACCCCGGGGUCUGCUGCCCUCGACUGGAGAGAUUAGCAAAAACGCUACAAAAGAAAAUCAUAAAAUAUGCACAAAAAAGACCAUUUUUAUGUAAUUUUAAUGUUUGCAGUUACCUCAUACACCGUACAUUCCAAAAUGAAAAUUUGUUAUACUAUACAUACUACCAGACAUAUCACUUUAAGAUGUUGGUUAUGAUGAAAAAAGUAUAAUCAUAGAUAUGUAUCUGUAUAGCCAUGAUAUCUACAAAGAAUCCAUGCACAAUAAAAGAUUUAUAAUUCUU
Messenger RNA from Gadus morhua (Atlantic cod), 6202 nucleotides. RefSeq names its product fibronectin type III domain containing 3A (gene fndc3a). The coding region runs from base 51 to 3956 and encodes 1301 amino acids. The record is from RefSeq and is a predicted model, not a curated record. The transcript has 26 exons. Gene Ontology annotation, molecular function: protein binding. NCBI's taxonomy places the organism in Eukaryota, Metazoa, Chordata, Actinopteri, Gadiformes, Gadidae.